Oncorhynchus nerka (sockeye salmon) is the source of this 2602-nucleotide messenger RNA. Its product is annotated as N-acylneuraminate cytidylyltransferase-like. The record is from RefSeq and is a predicted model, not a curated record. Gene Ontology annotation, molecular function: N-acylneuraminate cytidylyltransferase activity. Lineage: Eukaryota; Metazoa; Chordata; Actinopteri; Salmoniformes; Salmonidae. Bases 208 to 1509 code for a protein of 433 amino acids. The transcript is spliced from 8 exons.
AAUAGGCCGCCCUUCAGUGUAUACUACUGACAUUGUAGUCAGUAGUAUAUAUUGUAACCUAAAUACCUAGCUAGCUACAGUGAGCUAGAACACAAGACGUAGCUAGCUAGAUUCAUCAGCCGACUGCUACACAUAGCUACUGCUAAGUUACAGUGAUACCGCCACGUCUUCUUAACCUCCAACUGGGCUACUGAGUGACCCUUUACAAUGGCCGCUACAAGAAAACGAACGCGAUCAGGCAUCGGAGAUGUGAGAGACAGAAAAGCAAAGGUUAUUAAAACCAGCGGUGAGAAGAGACACAUCGCAGCCCUGAUCCUGGCGAGGGGAGGCAGUAAGGGGAUCCCCCUGAAGAAUAUCAAAAUGCUCGCCGGUGUCCCCCUCAUCGGAUGGGUUCUGAGAGCUGCAGUGGACUCCAAACAGUUUGACAGUGUGUGGGUAUCAACUGACCAUGAUGACAUUGAGAAGGUAGCCAAGGCAUGGGGAGCUCAGGUUCACCGCAGGAGCCCAGAGGUGUCCAAAGACUCCUCCAGCUCUCUUGACACCAUCCAGGAAUUCGCCCGAUUAAACCCAGAGGUGGAGGUGAUCUGUCACAUCCAGGCCACGUCUCCCUGCCUGCACCCCUUCCACCUGAAGGAGGCCCUGGAGAUGAUCACCAAGCAGGGCUUCACGUCCGUCUUCUCCGUGGUCCGACGACACCACUUCCGCUGGCAGGAGGUGAAGAAAGGAGGUAGUGUAGCCACCCAGCCUCUCAACCUGGAUCCAUCCAACAGGCCCCGGAGACAGGACUGGGAUGGAGAGCUGUGUGAGAACGGAUCUUUCUAUUUUUCCACCAGAGCCCUUAUAGAGGAAGGUGUUUUGCAGGGGGGGAAGUGGGCUUACUAUGAGAUGCUGCCAGAGUACAGUGUGGAUAUUGAUGUGGAUAUCGACUGGCCCGUGGCAGAACAGAGAGUACUGAGGUUUGGUUACUUUGGCCUGGACAAGCCUGAGGUGGUGCGUCUGCUGCUGUGUAACGUCUCCGGCUGUCUGACUGACGGCCGCGUCCUCAUCUCUGUCUCUGGAGAGGAGAUGGUCUCAGUCAACACCAGAGAUACUAUGGGUAUCCGCAUGCUGCAGAGAGAGGGAGUGGAGGUGAUCCUGAUCUCGUCCGGUGAGGACCCUGUGACCAAGGCCCUGGCUGACAAUCUAUCCCAGAGGACAGGCUGCGAGGUCAGGCAGCUGGGCAAGGACAUCCAGGGUGAGGUCAAAGCCAUGAUGGAUGACAAGGAUCUGGACUGGAAGGAGGUUGCCUAUAUGGGUAAUGAUGCACCAGAUGUUGACUGUCUGAACCUGGCUGGGCUGAGUGCAGUACCCCGGGACGCCCCAGUGGUGGCGAUCAACGCUGCUAAAUACUCCUGCCACAGUGCUGCAGGCCUGGGGGCUGUGAGGGAGUUUUCUGAACACAUCCUGCUGCUCAAGAAGAAGGCCAAGUCUCAGAUGGAACAGGACCGCAUCCACAGAAAUACAUUCUAAACUCUAGAAUGUAUUCUAAAGUCACAGAAAUACAUUCUAAACUCUAGAAUGUGUUCUAAAGUCACAGAAAUACAUUCUAAACUCUAGAAUGUGUUCUAAAGUCACAGAGAUCCAUUCUAAACUCUAGAAUGUGUUCUAAAGUCACAGAGAUCCAUUCUAAACUCUAGAAUGUGUUCUAAAUUAGGGAUAGGCAUUAGAAAUAAUAUCAUGACAUUUUAUCGGAUAUCCAGAUAGUUUGAAUCAUGGACACUUGUUUGCUGCGCAGCCUGCAGGACUCGGGAGAUACUGUGGGGACAGGGACCAGGGGUGUGCGACAAAGGAGGGAGAGACAAAGUAGCCACUGACUCGCGCUAGUUAGACACUUGUAAAUGCCAUAGGUUAUCUAUCAUCCAAUAUGGCAGUGCAUGUCUUUACUGAACAACCCUGUUCAGAGUAAACAGCCUAUACUGAAGGUUGCUCAUUGUAGGCUACUCCUCAUUUAGUUUACUUAAUUCUGUCAUUUUAAUUCAACUUUUCUUUCAUUGCUUAGAGAUCUCCCACUUCACGUUGCUACACAUGGAGCCUCUGACUGUAGUGUCAACAACAGCAAGCUAAGUGAAACCUGUGUAGGCUAAUACCGUAUGUAUUUUUUAAACUAUAUUCACAUUUGUGACGUUUUAUUAAAUGAAGAAUUCCAAAUGUCAUGAGUGUAGAAAUGUCCCAUAGAUUAUUUUAUUCCGUUAAGAUGAAGCCUUGUCAUUGUUGAAGUAGGCCUGUGUUUACGAAUACUAAUGUCUGUUUCAAUAACUGCCCAUUGCUAGUUUCUACAGGUUGUCAGAUCAAGGUAGUUUGGGUUUUAUAUCGCUACAGGUUGUGUUGACAAAAAUGAAUGUCUUUAUUUUAAAUGAAGUAGUAUACAGGAGGCCUUUCAUUUACUUGAGAUUGAUUGUUUUUCUCUCUACUUUUUAAUGUUCUGUCUUAAUUUUGGGGGGAAAGUAUUAGGACAUUAACAUGGAGUUGCACUGAGAUUCUUGUUGUUUGGGGUGUUUACUUUUGUAUUUUGCCUGCAAUUUGUUUGUCAAAUGAUAUAUGAUCAUAAACGUAAGAAACACUU